UCCCGUAGUCCCGUGGUCGUGUAGCGGCAGCGGUGUAGCCUCUUUCAGACAUCGCGAUCACGAACGUUCUGAAUCAAAACUCUGAUUUCCACUGUUACAAAAAUGUCGAACAGUAGUUUAUUUAUGAAAUCAGGGUUUCCACGAGCCCCUUUGAAUAACGGUAUAGGUCGAUACGUGUGUCAAUUGCAACGGAUUACUAUAAAGUUUUGUAAAAGUCAUGGAUCGAGUAAAGGAGUCAGAGAUUUUAUUGAAACUGAAUUAAUCAAUUACGCCAAAGAAAAUCCUGGAGUCGUUGUCUACAUAAAACCGAGAAGACACAGAUCACCAAUAAUCAAAGCAGAAUAUCUUAAUGGGAAAUACCACUGGCUGAGCGCUAGGAAUUUUGUCAAAGAAGACAUACUCAAGUGGAUGGAAUUAAUGCGCACACAGGAUGAUGACGGUUCUGAGCUGAGGCUCAGAAAAUUUUGGCACACAGAGUUUCCCUCUAUCCAGGGUCCAUGGACCCCGUUUACUUUCAAAGAUCCAGCUCAAAAUUUGGUGGAAUAUCCUAAUGAGGAACUCAGCGCUGUUAAAACAAAGGAGAAGUCUGCUACAGAUAGAUUGCUCGAAAUGUACAAGGCCCAGAAAGAGAGACAAGCAUUGCCUGUAAUAGAAACGAAGCAAAUAUCUAAUUGACGUGUUUCAUGUCACCAAUGAUUUUUGCAUUGUAUUAGUUUAUUGUUUAACAGAAGAAAUAAUCAUUUACAAACUA
Molecule: messenger RNA, 751 nt
Organism: Venturia canescens
Lineage: Eukaryota; Metazoa; Arthropoda; Insecta; Hymenoptera; Ichneumonidae
Gene: mRpL43
Product: mitochondrial ribosomal protein L43
Exons: 4
Coding region: 103-675 (190 amino acids)
Biological process (GO): mitochondrial translation
Cellular component (GO): mitochondrial large ribosomal subunit
Molecular function (GO): structural constituent of ribosome
Source: RefSeq, a predicted model, not a curated record